GCCCCUCAAAACCCCAGCUUCCAAACAACUGCCCACAGCUGGGUCCCCCAGGCUGACCAUCAUGUGCUCGGCGCUGUUCACUGGACUGUUGUACACCUUGCUGGUCACUACAAGCUUUGCUGCUAGUAUCUGUUCCACGAGAGGAACUACGUCCUGCAAGCAGUGUCUUGCCGUUAGCCCGCUGUGUGCCUGGUGUUCGCAGGAGGACUUUGGAAAAGGAGCUCCUCGCUGUGAUUUGAAAUCUUCUCUCCUGGAGAAUGAUUGUCGACCGGAGAACAUUGUAUUCCCAGCUAGCAGCAUCAACGUCGUGGAUAACCGACCGCUGAGCGACAAGGGUUCUGAAGCGGAGAUCACCCAGAUGACUCCUCAGAAGAUAGACCUUCGUCUAAGACCCGAUGACUCCAAAGUGUUUACAGUACAAGUGAGACAGGUGGAGGACUAUCCCGUGGAUAUCUACUACCUGAUGGACCUCUCCUACUCCAUGAAGGAUGAUCUGGAUAAGAUCCGAAUGCUGGGUACUAGCCUAAGUGAGAAGAUGCGGAGGGUAACCAGUAACCUACGAAUUGGAUUCGGGGCGUUUGUGGACAAGCCCAUGUCACCGUAUAUGUUCGUGUCGCCCCCAGAAGUCAUUGCCAACCCUUGCUACGAAUUUGGCACAGUCUGUUUGCCCACUUUCGGGUAUAAGCACGUCCUUGCUCUUACUGACCAGGUGAAGAACUUUAACGAAGAGGUCCAAAGACAGAAAGUCUCCCGGAACCGUGACGGACCAGAGGGAGGAUUCGACGCGGUGAUGCAGGCGGCAGUGUGUGAUGAGAAGAUUGGCUGGAGGAACGAGUCAUCCCAUUUGCUAAUUUUAACCACAGAUGCCAGGACUCACAUUGCUCUGGAUGGACGGCUUGCUGGUAUUGUUAAUCCCAAUGAUGGGCAGUGCCAUCUGGGCUCUGAUAACUACUAUAAAGCAUCCACCACCCAGGAUUAUCCAUCUCUCGCUCUGUUGACUGAAAAGCUCUCCGAAAAAAAUAUCCAUUUGGUGUUUGCUGUGACGGAGGUUGUUCUAGAUCUCUAUAAGAAAUACAGUGAGCUGAUCCCGGGGACGACCGUCGGAACACUUUCUGACGAUUCCAGCAACGUCAUCCAGCUCAUUGUGGAAUCAUACGAGAAGAUCCGAUCCAAGGUGGAGCUUGAGGUCCGCGACCUACCAGAGGAACUUUCCCUUUCCUUCAACGCCACUUGUGUUAACAAUGAAGUCACGCCUGGUCUGAAAUCGUGUUCGGGUCUAAAGAUCGGAGACACGGUGAGUUUCUCCUUUGAAGCCAAGGUCCGGGGCUGCCCCAAGGAACUCGAAAAAACCUUCACCAUCAAACCUGUGGGAUUUAAGGACACCCUGACCGUCACCGUGCGCUUCGAAUGUGACUGCGAUUGUCAGAAAGAAGAGGAGCCGGACAGCGAGAUAUGCAAUAACGGGAACGGGACUCUGAGCUGCGGGGUAUGUCUGUGUAACCCCGGCUGGUUGGGACCCCAUUGUGAAUGUUCUGAGGAAGACUACAACCCCACGCAGCAAGACCGCUGCAGGCCAAAGGAAGGGGCUUCUGUCUGUACCCGGAGAGGGGAGUGUGUCUGCGGCCAGUGCGUCUGUCACGCCAACGACAACGGAAGAGUGUGGGGAAAAUACUGCGAGUGCGACGACUUCUCCUGCCACCGAUUCAAGGGAGAGAUGUGCUCCGGUCACGGCCAGUGUAACUGCGGGGAUUGCAUCUGUGAGUCCGACUGGACGGGAGAUUACUGCAAUUGUACCACGCGUACCGACUCGUGUAUGUCCAGCAGCGGCCUCCUGUGCAGCGGCAGGGGCCAGUGCGUCUGUGGAAAGUGCGAAUGCACCCAGCCGGGGUCCUACGGAGAUACCUGCGAAAAGUGCCCAACCUGCCCUGAUGCCUGUACCUUUAAGAAGGGUUGCGUAGAGUGCAAGAAGUUUGAACGUGGCCCGUGGUUUGACGAUCAGUCUUGCAAGCAGAUUUGCAGGGAUGAGAUCGAGUCCGUGACGGAGUUGGGGGAUAAAGGAAAGGAUGCCGUUAAUUGUACCUACAAGGAUGAGAACGACUGCGUGGUGAGGUUCCAGUACCACGAAGACUCCAGCGGAAAGUCUGUGCUGUACGUCAUCAACGAAGCAGAGUGCCCCCAAGGACCCGACAUCUUGGUGGUCUUGAUGUCCGUCAUGGCAGCUAUUUUGCUUCUGGGUUUGGUAGCGCUGCUUAUUUGGAAGCUUCUCAUCACCAUCCAUGACCGCCGUGAAUUUGCCAAGUUCGAAGAGGAAAGAGCAAAGGCCAAGUGGGACACGGGUCACAACCCACUCUAUAAAGGAGCCACGUCCACCUUCACCAACAUAACAUUCAAAGGGAAUGCCGAAUGAUGACCGGCGCUGAUAAAUGGUCUCUGUUUUCGGACACGAAAAAUUCAGAAAGGUUUUUUUUUAUAAAUGACUACUGCCAAUUAUUGCCACGUUGCCAACGUUCACUGCAGAAGAAGAUAAAUCCGUGUCGAAUCACUCAGGUACUAGUUAUAUGUUUAGGGUCUUAUGGAAACUUUUCAGACGUCAUGAAAAACUGGUUCUGCCCGCCCAAGAAGACCAUUUAUGGGGGGGCGUUCGAGAAGAAAAAAACACCCAAAGGUGGACCAGGCAGCCAAUAGGAGGUGUCGGCAUCAUAGGAAUUUGAGGAACAUUCCGUUGGCCUACAGGAAUUUUUUUUUUAUUUAUAAGCAUUUUUACCAUUCCUGCUAAUACAUUCAUCAAAAUAGCGCCUACACCUCUCCCGAAACGAUUUACGACAAAUCAAUGACUGGACAAUUUUUACUUAAAGACGGAAUUAAAAUAAAUAUAUAUAUUUUUUUCCAUCAUUAAAAAUAACGUCCAGAAUAGGAGAAUAAAAAUCCAAUAUUUAGCUAUUUAUUUAAUUUCACUUCCAAAAAAAAAAUUAUUAGAUUGUUCUUCUUGCAGCCCAAUUUUUUUUUAAAAAAAAUUGCUAUUUUGCCAAUUUUUUGUUUUUUUUCCUGGGUGACGGAGAAUUAAUGCUUUUUUUUUUUUUUCCCCCUUGGUCAACCUCUUGAAAAUCUGAAAAAAUUUCUGUGCAAUGAAAGGACAGUACUAUAUCGUUUGUCUACCGGAGUACUGUGAAAAAAAUGUUUACCUGUUUAAAUAGUUUUCUGGACCACCGGAAAUAAAAGCAAAACCAGGAUUUAUGAACGAAAAGAAAAAAGAAAAUGUCAGAAAUUUGUUUUAUUUUUUUACGAAUAUAAAAUCAUUGUGCUUUUCUGCAAAAAAACGCUUCCGCUUCACACUGUCGCUAAGAAAUAUAGCGCUGUAAAUAGUAUUUUUUCUAGGCUAAUAAUACUUUUUUUGGUAAAUUGGAGGAAGACGCGUGGUUUUGCUGCCACCUAGUGGAGAUUUUGUAAAACUGCCGUUUUGUUUUUGAAAAAGUUCAGCUCUAUUUUUUAAAGUUCUGUCUGUAGAUAUAAUGUGGAAAAUCGAUAUAGAAACAUAGACUUUGGUGGCAGAUCGGCCCCAUCCGGCCCGUCUGGUCUGCCCAUUUUUUUCUUGUUUUCAUGUUUAAAUUCCCUCUACCACUUCUGCUGGGAGGCUGUUCCAUUACAGCUAAUACAACUGAAUUGGUCCGAGAGAAUGUUACAGGUACAAAUUUUAAACAUUUAAAUAAAUGGCUUUUUUCCCCCAAAUACAAUAA
This is a messenger RNA of Spea bombifrons (plains spadefoot toad), 3734 nucleotides long. It is a transcript of the gene ITGB3, whose product is annotated as integrin subunit beta 3. The transcript is spliced from 15 exons. Gene Ontology annotation, molecular function: fibrinogen binding; fibronectin binding; integrin binding. The record is from RefSeq and is a predicted model, not a curated record. Lineage: Eukaryota; Metazoa; Chordata; Amphibia; Anura; Pelobatidae. Bases 62 to 2407 code for a protein of 781 amino acids. Gene Ontology annotation, biological process: cell adhesion mediated by integrin; cell-matrix adhesion; integrin-mediated signaling pathway. Gene Ontology annotation, cellular component: focal adhesion; integrin complex; cell surface.